Messenger RNA from Myxozyma melibiosi, 2052 nucleotides. RefSeq names its product mitochondrial amino-acid acetyltransferase. The coding region runs from base 25 to 2049 and encodes 674 amino acids. The record is from RefSeq and is a predicted model, not a curated record. Gene Ontology annotation, cellular component: mitochondrial matrix. Gene Ontology annotation, biological process: L-ornithine biosynthetic process; L-arginine biosynthetic process. Lineage: Eukaryota; Fungi; Ascomycota; Lipomycetes; Lipomycetales; Lipomycetaceae. Gene Ontology annotation, molecular function: L-glutamate N-acetyltransferase activity, acting on acetyl-CoA as donor. The transcript has 2 exons.
CGCAUAUCGUAAUACCUCCUCUCGAUGAGCAACCCCCAAACCCAAACCACUUCCCCGAAAUCCUCUCCGCCUUCCUCACCCACAACCACCGUCUUCCCUCUGCAAACCACCUCAACCUCUUCUUCCUCUUCUUCUCGCUCAACUCGCUCGGAGCGAAUGAUCUGCAUCUUCCAGCGGAUACCAUGUACUGGCAAUCGUUCCUUCGUCGCUGCGAGAGGAGGUCUCUCUUUGCUAUCUAAUGCCUCAUCCCUGCGAGCCCACUUCAACGUGAACGCAGUCUCCCGGCUGGUCGCAGAACAAGACUCCGACCUCGCCGACGACCUCUCCGAGAGCAAAGAACUCAUCCUCUCCGUCCUCCGCUCGAACGCAACAAAACGCGAUGCCCGCAACUACAUCACAAAAUACUCCCCCUCCGACUUCUCCGCCCCGGCGCUCGAAACAAAGCUCCGCAAGGACUUUUCGAAAAAACUGCUCACCUCGGUCUCCGACGCGGCUGGAAGCUUCGACUUAUACGGCUCGGCCCCGAUCGAGCUGCGCAACAUGAUCCGUGUCGCGGUCGUCAAGAUCAGCGCGGUGGACUCGAUCGAGGAGCAGAUGAUGGCAAACAUCGGGACCACAGUCGCGAGACUCGCGAGGCUGGGCUUGAGCCCGGUUAUCGUCGUCGACCCGGCUGAUGACGCGGUCGAGGAGAAGAAAGCUACGUGCGCGAACCGCAAGCAGACAAAAGAGCUCGCGCGCAUCUCUGAGCGCGUCGCGGCAGCUAUCGAAAAGCCAGUAAAUCCCUGGCUGAGAGAUCAAAGUCGGAGUACUCAGAACGAAAAGGAAAACAUCACCAAGAACAAGCGGCCGCGAUCGGUAGCUAAAGCAGAAACACUUCCCGCGCUCUUCACGCACGGCAAACCAGGCGACCCCAUCAAACUCACCCUCCCGCAUCUUCUCCUUCUCGCAAUGACAAACAACAUCGUCCCGAUCGUAUCCCCGCUGGUCUACAGCGAUGCGCUGUCGCGGUACUCGCUCACCUCGGCCGACGACGUCGUCUACGAGAUCGUGACCAAGAUCAGCGCGAUAAACGAGCCCGACAUAAUCGCGGUCGAGAAAGUGAUCUACAUCGACCCGCGCGGCGGAAUCCCCAGCAAAGAGCGCAACUCGGGCGCGCACAUCCUCGUCAAUCUCGAGCAGGAAGCAGACGACAUCCUCGCCGAGCUUGCGGCGAUAAACGCAUCCGAAUCGCACAUCAAGAACCUCAACUCGUUUAGGAAAUUACUCGCCGCCGCACCGGCUACGACUUCGGGUCUCAUCACGACGCCUGAUGUCGCGGGGUUGCAGUCGACGAGGAAUCCACUGAUCUAUAACCUCUUGACCGACCGCCCGGUGAUUUCGUCGUCGCUGCCGGUCGAGGGAAAGAAAGCUACCAGUCACUCGACGACACUACUCCGCCACGGCAUGCCCGUCAUGAUGUUCUACAGCGACCACGGCAUGCGCUUUCCCGAUCUGCAAACACCUUCCUCGCUCUUUCCCCACCGCACGACAACCCCGCACAAAGUCUUCAACGGCAUCCAAACCGUCCCCUCAAACGCCACGAUCGACGUCGACAUGCGCAAACUCAUCGACCUGAUCGAGAACUCGUUCGGCAAACACCUCGACACUGCCCACUACCUCUCCCGCAUCAACGGCAACAUCGCGGGCCUCAUCAUCGCAGGCGACUACGAAGGCGGCGCCAUCGUCACGUGGGAAUACAUGCGCGACGGAACGAAAGUCGCGUAUCUCGAUAAACUCGCCGUGCUUCGCAAGAACCAGGGGUCGGCUGGCGUCGCGGACAUUGUCUUCAAGGCAAUGGUCAUGCAGCUCUUUCCCGACGAACUCAUCUGGCGCUCGCGCACAGUGAAUCCUGUCAAUCGUUGGUACUUUGAGCGGUCAAAGGGAUCGCUGAGGUUGCCGGGCGAGAAUAAAAAGUGGACGAUGUUUUGGACGGGUAAAGAGACGAGGGAGCGAGACAAGUUGGACGAGUACGCGACGAUCUGCUCCUCCAUCGAGCCGUCUUUGAAAUAGGCA